AUGGUUUUUGAGGAAUAUCCUUUGAUCGAGAGGUUUUUCAACAAGUUUCAGGUAAAAUGCAAGUUCCUUAUUUGUCAAACUUUCUUUCUAAUUUAAAGUCCGCCAAACUUGAUGACUUCUGGGAUCGUGCCCAUUACCUCUACACAACCUCGCUACUGAUUUUCUUCGCGCUUCUGAUAGGAUCGAAGCAAACUUUCGGAGAACCCAUCACUUGCAUGGUUCCAGCCAACUUUCCGGGUAUGUUCUUUGAUUUUGGAGUUUUCUCUGAUGUUUUGGGAACCUUUGUUAUGUCGAAAUUUCAGGGAGAAAUUGUUUUUUAGCUUGAUUUUAUGCCUAUGUUGUUUUAGGUAACAAUGAUGAUUUGAAAUGAAAGAAAAAGGCAAAACUUUGUUUUAAUUGUUGAACGUUUUCAAGAAUUUAACUGUAGAUAAUAUUUUGUCAUUUUCUUUUAACGAAUAACAAAUCUCGCUGUUUGGAAACUGUUUUGACUCAAAUCUUGAUCUUAUUCUAAGGUCUUACUAAUAAUAGAUUUAUAUUUCAGGAAGUUGGGGUCAAUACAUUCAUCAGUACUGCUUUGUGACCGGAACAUAUCACACUAGGAAUGGAUCUCAUGUUGACAGUGGAGGUAGUGAAGUUAGUGUUGAUUACUAUCAAUGGGUUCCGUACUUCCUAGCUGUGGUGGCGCUGAUGUUCUACGCUCCUCACUUACUCUGGAUGACUCUUCAGCAUCAAUCAGGUAAUUUAUUUAGCUUUAAAUGUUGUUAAUGGUGCAGUGACUGUGUAUUUAUAAAUAUGUUGUUUUAGACGUUUUAUUUUGAUUUCUUUUCCAUUUCAGAAGUUGACUACGAGAACAUUGUGGAGAGGUGUUGCAAAGUUCGUUCGAAGAGCCAAAAGGAGCGCAAAGAAGAGAUCCACGAGAUCGCCGUGUAUUUGAAGGAGUCUUCUUUGAUCAGACAUCGUGCCGGCUUGAUGAGUUCUCUUGGCUGGUUUGGAACAGCUUUCUACAUUCUCACAAAACUUUUGAACGUCUUGAAUGUUUUCAUGCAAAUUCAGAUUCUGAAUUCGUUUCUUGGAUCAGACUCGAGCUACUGGGGAUUCAAAGUAAGUGUUCUUCAUAUUAGUGGAAACUUUGGCUUAUUUCGUAGAAACGAUAUUGUUUUUGGUAUGAAUUAAUUGAGUUUUUACAAACGUUCGGCUUUUAGGUUCUUGAAAAUGGAUUGAACGGACUCUACUGGGAAGCCACCGGCUUCUUCCCUCGCGUUUCCUUCUGCAACAUCGAGCGUCUGAAGGUGGGAGCCUAUGAAAACAAUGUUCUUCAGUGCGCCCUGAUGAUCAACAUGCUGAAUGAGAAGGCAUUUGUGAUAAUCUACAUCUGGAUGGUCGGUUUGAUGAUUCCAACAGCUUUGAACUUGAUCUACUCUGUCGUCAUGUGUGUUUCGCCAAUGAGAUUGUGGCAAGCACGUCGAUUCUUGCGUCAUGUUCUCAAAAGCUCGCCCUACAACAAGGCAAAUGGUAUGUUAUUAGAGACAAUAAUUUUUAUUAUUCUUGUUGAUUUAGAGCAAUAGGUACAUUAAUUGAUAUAUUGUAUUAUAUUUUGGUUUUGUUGUUUUGUAUUAGUUUGAUAUAUUUAGGUUACCACGAGUACCAUGUUAUCAACAAGUUCGUCAACCAACUCUUGAGUUUUGACGGCCUUUUGUUGUUGCGCUUUGUUCACACUCAUGCUGGAUUCUUGGUGGCUUCUGAAUUGGCCGGAGAACUCUUUUCCUUGUACCAUGAAGAAGAUCGUGUACUCUUGAUGGACAACCGCAGAAACCAGGGUAUUUGUGUUUUAGAUAUGGCUGUUUUAUGUUGUAUUUGUUGUUGUUUUAGAUAAUCUUACAUUUUACGAAUAUUUUUUGCGUUUUUUUUUAUUUUUUAACGUUGUUUUACAUUUCAAAUUUUUACGUUGUUAUUUGUUUUUGUUUCUGUUAUUAAAAACUUUUUAUUUGGAGUUGUGAUCUUAACGUAGUAGUUUCAGGCGGAUACUCAAACGAACUGACUUUGUCCCCAAGUUUGCUCAAGCAACAAGCUCAGACCUUUUACGAAAAGACUCCACUCGAUGCUCCAUCCAUCACGGAUUCGUUAGGAUCUCGAUACGAAGCGUGAGUCACCUGGGUAAUAGUCUUGUCUAAUCUAAGUUGUAGUAGUAAUUUAUAGAAAAUUUAAAUAAUUAUAGGUUAUGAAUAUAGUGUAGUUGGCAAGUAUUGCUACUUGGGAACUGAUCUGAUAAGAUUUUAGGGAACAAACGUAUCCAGCAAGCUCAAAAUGCUAA
Molecule: messenger RNA, 2311 nt
Organism: Bursaphelenchus okinawaensis
Lineage: Eukaryota; Metazoa; Nematoda; Chromadorea; Rhabditida; Aphelenchoididae
Source: the annotation of a GenBank genome assembly